This is a messenger RNA of Eremothecium sinecaudum, 1203 nucleotides long. RefSeq names its product protein-arginine N5-methyltransferase (gene RMT2). NCBI's taxonomy places the organism in Eukaryota, Fungi, Ascomycota, Saccharomycetes, Saccharomycetales, Saccharomycetaceae. Gene Ontology annotation, biological process: peptidyl-arginine methylation. The transcript has a single exon. Gene Ontology annotation, cellular component: nucleus; cytoplasm. Gene Ontology annotation, molecular function: protein arginine N5-methyltransferase activity. Bases 1 to 1203 code for a protein of 400 amino acids. The record is from RefSeq and is a predicted model, not a curated record.
AUGUCGUCUCUCCAUCACUUAUUAACUUUCCCUGAGCGCCCAAUAACAUCCGAGGCAUAUGUACCUGAAGUCACUCGCCUCUUAAAGUCAGGGAUCCCUGCAACCUACACCCUGGAGCAGGCGGCAGCUCAUGAACAAGGCGAUAAAGACGAUAGUUUGGAUGAAACCUCCAAUACUACCCCCCUGCAUAUUCUUGCAAGGUCUCUGCCGGAUGCUGGAACUCUUCAAGACGCUGAGACAGAUGUUCUAUUAGAAUUGAUGGAUGUUCUUUUCCAAUUUGGUGCCGGCUGGAACUUCCUUGACUACGAAAACAAGCACGUAGGCGACCUUCUUCUAGAAAGAGGCUACAAGCAGGGACACAAGUUAUACGAGCGCAUUGUCGAAGCUGGUGUCAGCGCUGAGUUGCUGCUACGUAAAGUCAACGGCUCGCAAGUCGAGUUUCUGUCUCCAGAUGAGGUAAUGCAGCCUGAAGACGAUGCUACUGAACGGGUCAGUGCACAACCCGCUGAACAACCAGCUGCUGAAGACGCUACCGCUGCUGACCAGCAAACAUACCUCAAAACUGAGCUCGAAUACACAGAUUCGGCGCUGCUUACGAAGGAAAACAGAGACGGUGUGAUGAUGGAUUGGGAAACAGAUAUCAUGAAAUUAGCCGCCAAAUCACUUGUCAAAAAUAGAGACCCACAAGAGGACUGCUCGGUCCUCAAUAUCGGAUUCGGAAUGGGCAUUAUCGACUCGUUCAUUCAGGAGCACAAACCUGACCACCAUUAUAUUUGCGAAGCUCAUCCUGAUGUUUUAGCCAAAAUGAAGCAAGAUGGUUGGUACGAAAAACCAGGCGUAACGAUCCUAGAAGGCCGCUGGCAGGAUUCAUUGAAUAGACUACUGGAUGACGGCUCGGUAUUCUUUGAUGGCAUAUACUAUGACACAUUUAGCGAACACUACGAAGAUAUGCUAGAUUUAUAUGAUGUUAUUGUUGGGUUAAUUAAACCCCAGGGUAUUUUCUCAUUUUUCAAUGGUCUCGGAGCGGAUAGACCUAUAUGCUACGAUGUAUAUCGCCGCAUUGUUGAGGUUGACGUCGCAACGUAUGGUAUGGACUGUAAAUACACUGAUAUCCAGCUAAGUACAUUGCCUACGUGGGAUGGGAUCAAGAGGUCAUACUAUAACUGCAACUACUACUAUCACCCAGAAAUAAGCUUUAAGUGA